Drosophila serrata is the source of this 612-nucleotide messenger RNA. It is a transcript of the gene glob3, whose product is annotated as globin 3. NCBI's taxonomy places the organism in Eukaryota, Metazoa, Arthropoda, Insecta, Diptera, Drosophilidae. The record is from RefSeq and is a predicted model, not a curated record. Gene Ontology annotation, molecular function: heme binding; oxygen binding.
UUCCUUUAUAAUUUAUUAUUUUUCAAACGAAAUUAUUAAAAAUGAGUAGCAAUGACGCAAUGAAUUCCCCCUCAAAUAUAUCUAGUCUUAUAUACCCAAAACCAUUGCCUGAAAUGAGGAUAGGACCUGUUAUGUGCAUUAUGGGAUUCAGCCUCAGCGAGAGAUUGGCUUUGAGACAGGCCUGGAAUAUAAUUCGACCGUUUUCGCGUCGCUACGGGCAGGAUGUGUUUUACAAAUUCUUAAUUAAGGAAUUUUGGGGCAUUAAAAAGUUCGAAAACGAUAAGGAACUCAAUCUGAUGGCUCUGCACAGUCAUGCCUUGAAAUUUGUACGGUUUAUUGGAGUCCUGAUCGAAGAGCAGGAUCCUAUAAUGUUUCAGCUAAUGAUUAGCGGCAAUAAUAUGACCCACAGUCGCUGUAAAGUGGGCUCCUUAUAUAUUGGGGAACUGGCCAAGGUACUGGUGGACUAUUUGCUGAAUACAUUACAGAUGGUCAGUUCGCCCACGCUGGAGCGAGGCUUUGGCAAACUUGUGGAGAAGUUUCAGGUCUACCAGGACAACCAUACGACAACCAGAACCUAUGGUCGCCUGACGAAGAAUUAAAGGAGCACUUUCA